CUCUGGGGCCGCUGCUCAGAGGCCCCGCGCCCAGAGCCUCUGGCCUGGAGCGGAGUGCCCAGCAGGGCUGUGGGCGCCUCUCCCACUCUCUAGUCACCCCCGACCUGGGCAAACCUGGACUCCGGUUCCUUGUCCUGCACUGGUCCUGGGAUGUUCACCCCUUUUUGGGCUGCCCCACUUCCUGCCCCCCAAGACUGGGCUCCCUCCUGCUGCAGACGCCGUGAUGGUGUGUCGAGUGCCCGCUGCAUGCAGAGGUCACUGUACUGAGCGUCUGGGGGAGACUUCAGACACACACGCAUAUUCCUCGCCCACAGGGAGCUUCCACUCAUGGGGGUUUUGGUGUCCCGGGUCUGGCCGGAGCAGUCUUUCCCUCCCCUUCCUCCCUCCCUCUCUUUUUUCCUCCCUCCCCUGCUUCAAGAUGGUUCCAGCAGUGGGCACCUCACCGGCUGGAAGGCCUGAGCCGGGCCCAGUUGCCGGGGCAGGGCCGAGCCCCCUGUUUCUGCGGGUCGGGUCAGCCCAGGGGCUGGUGGAGGUUGGGGUGAGAGGUGUGCGGGUUCAGGGAGCAGGUGGCCAGAAAGCAGGCGGCAGCUAAAGCUGAGGUAAACCGGGUGGGGGAAGGCCUCCUGCCCCCUAAUGCCCUCCAAAUCCUCCCGGGCUAGCCCUGGGCAAGGGCUCGGAACCACCCCCGUGGCAAGGCCGGAGAGAAGAGCGGUCCAGGGCUUCCCACCCCACCCCCGGAGAUUCUCUGACCCCGCCGCCGGCCUUACCUCCCCAUGCCCGCCCCAGGCAGGAACGACUGCCACGUGGCGGCCAGGGGUUUGUACCAGGCUCCCGGCCCACCCCCCGGCCCGGCUCUUUCUCCCCGAGAGCUGAGCCUUCCUCCCCACUUGCUUUGAGCCUUCACACGAUGCACCGUCCCAGAUGGCUGCUGCUGCUGCUGCUGCUGCUGACUCUGGUGGGGGUCCCGGCCCCCGGAGGGGCGGGCGAGGAGGCCGUGGGAACGGGAGGACCCCUGGCAGAUGAGGAGGCCAACGGGCCGGGGAGCCCCCCUGCGGAUGAGGUCCUGGAAGAGGGUGACAUCCUCGUUCUGCACCGCCACAACUUUGAUCGGGCCCUGCGGGCACAUCCAUACCUGCUGGUGGAGUUCUAUGCCCCGGGGUGCGGGCACUGCCAGGCGCUGGCCCCCGAGUUCUCCAAGGCGGCCGCCCUGCUGAAGAACGUGUCGUCUGAGCUGCGCCUGGCCAAGGUGGACGGCGUGGUGGAGAAGGAGCUGAGCGAGGAGUUCGCCGUCGGCAGCUUCCCGGCUCUUAAACUCUUCAAGCUUGGCAACCGAUCGGACCCCGUGGACUAUUCAGGGCGCAGGGAGGCGGGGGCCAUCGUGCGCUGGCUGCUGCGCAAAGCCGGGCCCAGCACCACCCUCCUGGAGGACGAGGCCACGGCCGCCCGCUUCAUCGACUCGCAGGACCCCGUCAUCGUCGUCGUCGGAUUCUUCUCGGACCUGCAAAGCGACAACGCGGCCGUGGUCACCACCAUAGCGGAGGACGCCGUGGACUUCUCCUUUGGCCUCACGGACCGGCCCGAGCUCUUCCAGAAAUACGGGGUCUCGCGGGACACCGUCGUCCUGUUCAAGAAGUUUGAUGAGGGCCGGGUGGACUUCCCGGUGGACGGAGAUCUGGACCUGGAGGAGUUUUCCCAGUUCCUGCUGAGCCACAGCCUGGAGCUGGUCAUGGAGUACAACAGCCAAACAUCCUCCAAGAUCUUUGAGGCAAAGGUCCUCAACCACAUGCUGCUCUUCGUCAACCAGACGCUGGACUCCCACCGGGCUCUGCGGCCGGCCUUCUACGAGGCCGCUGCGCCCUUCCGCGGGCAGGUGCUGUUUGUGGUGUUGGACGUGGCAGGGGACAACAACCACGUGCUGCAGUACUUCGGCAUGAACGCCACGGCCGUCCCCACCCUGCGCUUCAUCAACGUCGAGACCACCAGGAAGUACAUGCCCCAGCCGGGCCCCGUCACCGCAUCCUCGGUCACCGCCUUCUGCCAGGACGUGCUCGGGGGCAAAAUCAAGCAUUACCUCAAGAGUCAGGAGAUCCCCCCAGAUUGGGACCAACGGCCAGUCAAGGUCCUGGUGGGCAAGAACUUCGAGCAGGUGGCCUUCGACGAGACCAAGAACGUGUUUGUGAAGUUCUCCCGUCCGCAGAUGCCCCGUGGUGUACCCACUGCCAGGAGAUGGCCCAGGUCUGGGAGGAGCUGGCGGGCAAGUACCAGGAGGAUGAGGGCCUCCUCAUCGCCGAGCUCGACUCCACCGCCAAUGAGCUCGAAGCCUUUCCUAUCUCUGGCUUCCCGACUCUCAAGUAUUUCCCUGCCGGGCCGGGGAGAAAGGUGGUGGAGUAUAAAGGUGCCCGGGACCUGGAGGCCUUUUCCAAAUUCCUGGACAGCGGUGGCGUCCUGCCAACUGAGGAGCCCAAGCCCUCGGAAAUGGGGACUAACAGCUCGGACGGGAGCAAAGAUGAACUGUGAAGAACCUCUCCCCUCCGGCCCCCCCGAGAGGGUCCUCGCCUUCCCCUCUGGGGGUGACCCUCUCUGAGGGGGGGCCUCCCCAGGACCGAGGGGGCUUCAGCCGGCAAAUAAAACAU
This is a messenger RNA of Tachyglossus aculeatus (Australian echidna), 2633 nucleotides long. It is a transcript of the gene PDIA2, whose product is annotated as protein disulfide isomerase family A member 2. The coding region runs from base 908 to 2584 and encodes 558 amino acids. The record is from RefSeq and is a predicted model, not a curated record. The transcript has 11 exons. Gene Ontology annotation, molecular function: protein disulfide isomerase activity. NCBI's taxonomy places the organism in Eukaryota, Metazoa, Chordata, Mammalia, Monotremata, Tachyglossidae. Gene Ontology annotation, cellular component: endoplasmic reticulum. Gene Ontology annotation, biological process: response to endoplasmic reticulum stress; protein folding.